Messenger RNA from Pseudo-nitzschia multistriata, 1699 nucleotides. The record is from the annotation of a GenBank genome assembly. NCBI's taxonomy places the organism in Eukaryota, Bacillariophyta, Bacillariophyceae, Bacillariales, Bacillariaceae.
CAUCAAAAAAAAAAGUUUUCUGAAUGAAAACAUAAAAGAAAAGCAUGCAUUACAGUAGGUGAGCACCCUCGUCCUAUCAUAAAACAUAAAAUACUCAAAGAAUGCAGCAAUUAAUUCGAUCCUGGCGCUAUUGCUGGAUACUGCUCUUGCCUGCGGCACACCCAUGGACAUCGGACAGGACAUUUACAAGAUGCAUACAAAAGGACAACAAUCUUCGCCCUUCGUUAUUGCAUUCGAAGUUACCUGCAUCAGUUGGUCGGCGAAAGCGAAUCAUCUCCUUUGCAUCCGAAGGCGAUUUCGUUGAUGUAGAAUUUGAGAGAUCUCCACCAGAGAUGGAGGAAGAAAGCACCGAGGUCAUCGUUCCCUCAGAAGAAGAUAACAACGAGAACGAUUUAUCGGCACUGCUGGGAACGAGUAAGAACCUUCUUGAAGUUUCUCUGGAAACUGGUGAUCCCCGAUGGAAAGAAAUUCGCAUCCCUUUUUUUAGAGGUACGGAAUAUAUAGACUGUAAACUAACCUUUAUGGUCGAUUUGGAGGGGCAAUCAUAUGGCAUCGGCAUUCCUUUCGAUGACGUCGUUGCUAUUGUCAUCCAGGAAGACAGCGAAAAGAAGAAACAAUCAGAGAAAAAUAAAGUAACCGAAACUAAGAAUAUUAGUCCCGACGACUAUGAGCACAAUGAAGAAUAUGCAGAAUUGAUGGAAAUUUUUGCCGGCCAGGUACAGGAACAACUGGGAGAGCAAUUUCAGUUACGAAAGACACCUAAGGUUCUAACGAUCUCUGGUGGUUUGGAUAAAGUUACCAAGGAUUGGCAGAAUAGAGUCAUCACAAAACCAUUCGAAGUAGAAGAUCUACUUGAAAUGUCGAAAGAAAAGAAUAAAGAGGAAGUCAAUGACGAACUUGAUUCGUUUUUCAAAUUUAUGAAAGAUGAAUUGGGUGAAGAAGAGUUCGAAAAAACAAUGAAUUGCGAUGGCGACGAUUACACGUUGGAAGAGGAGCUCAAAGAAUUGGAGGAAUUUUUCAGCGUCCCUGGGGCUGACGGGACCUUCGAAGGGGGUACAAAGGGUUUAGAUGAGCUCAUGAAGGGCAUAGAGAAUGACGUAAAAGCAGGAGAGGUGAAGGAAGCGAAUGAAUUUAUACCGGAUACAGAAAAUGCAGCUCUAAAAUUGCUCGGUUACACCUUUAAAGAUUCCGGCAAAUCAUACUUUCUCGUCAAGCCGCUCCAACCAUGUGAGUUCGUCCCUUGAUAGUCUAAGACUAUUUUUCAUCUCGAAUAGGAGCCACAUAAAGGCUGCUUCUAUUUUUAAGCAUUUCUGUUGCUUACCAUGCGCCUCAUCACCAUAAUUCUUUUCCCUUGUGUUUUACCAUAAUCUUUCAGAUACUUUGGUCGGACGACAUGCGAAGGACGAAGAAGAUAUGAUCAGAUUUGAUCUACUUUCACCAGAAGAAGAAAAACUUAUUAUUCCAAAGCUGGAAAGUAUGUGCCAGGAAGAUUUGAAAGCCAACGGAUUAAACUUGGAUUCUUCAAAUGUCAAUGGUUAUCAGACACCCUAGCAUGCAAAUAUUUUUGCCCUGGCCAUGCAUAGGUAUACAUUAACUCAAUCCAGGAGUUGCAUUCUAGAGUAAGUCAGCAAGGAAUUGUUAUUGCGUGCCUCUUUUGAAUAUUAUAUUGGUUUUUACGCCAUAAAGUAAUAUCGUCACG